AUGAAUGUUCGUCCUUUUGUUCAGCUAGACGAUCUCAACCCUGCUCUCGAUCAUUACAAAAUUAGAGUCCGUAUCAUAAGACUUUGGAAGUCAUUCAAGUCUCUACAGAUGGCCUUCGUUGACAGUGAUGGUACAAGGAUACAUGCAUCUAUUGAAGAUGGUUUGGUCAGCAGAUUUCAGAAUCAACUUGCAGUCGGCGAGUCUAAGAUAGUUGACACAUUCAACUUAGUAGAUUAUAAUAAUGUUAUCGCUCAGAUCGUUGGUGUAGGAAAUCUUGACAGCGUCAAAACAAAAGGGAAGGAUAACAUCAAAUUAAGUUUCGAUCUGCAAGAUUUGACGUAUGUUGAAGAUGAACCAAGUCCCCAAAACUCAAAGGUGACAUUAUAUGAGGACUUUUUUAUUAUUAACGAGAAGUCUACUAUGGACCAAAUCGUUUAUGCACUUGAGACGCGAACAUGUGUGACAAUCGCCACAAUUUUUUAUGUUGAAGUAUUGCCUAAAUGGUAUUAUAUUGCCUGUAAAGUUUGCAAUAAGAAGGUGCAGCCGUACCCACUAGAAUCUCAAUCUGGAAAAGAACUACUUUAUAGUUGUGGGGUUUGUGAUGCUGAUGUUACGGAUGUUGAUUACAAGUAUAAACUCAUACUUCAUGUCGGUUAUGGAAGUUCACAAAAGAUUAAACUGCUUUUCUUUGACGGUCUUGCUCAACUAUUUAUUAGAAAAAAAGCCGAAGAACUGGCUUUGGAAAAUUCAAAAGAGGAUAUUGCAGCUAUUCCCGAAUCUCUUUCGGUCUUAGUAGGGAAGACUAUGUUGUUUAAAAUUUCGAUUACAAUCGAUAAUUUAAAGAGCGACAAGUCUGCUUAUGUUGUUGAAAAGUUUUGGGAAAAAGAUGAGAUGGUUGUUCAAUUCCGCAAGGAACUCUAUGGAAGGAAUGAACUUUCAAAUACUAAUUCGGAUACGAAUGAUCAUAAGUUGCAAAUCGUCCCAGCUGAAUCGAGGUUGGCUUCAUCUAAGAGAGAUCAUACAGAAACCGAUGUUUUGUCGGCCGGGGGUCAUAGCAUUAAGACAAGGAAAAAGAUCAAAACUGAAUCUAAAGACUGA
Camelina sativa (false flax) is the source of this 1098-nucleotide messenger RNA. The record is from RefSeq and is a predicted model, not a curated record. Lineage: Eukaryota; Viridiplantae; Streptophyta; Magnoliopsida; Brassicales; Brassicaceae.